AUGACAAUUUUUCCAAAUGAGGAAAUUAUUGGAAUGGAUCAAGAUUUCUUUGCAUUAUCGAGUUUGUUACAAUUCGGUCAUCAAGUUCGACAUGAACUGAGAGCUUGUCGAAGAUUAUUUAUUCAUGUUCCAUUUUGGGGAAAUAAUGAAAAAUUUCAUUCGAAAGAAAAACUUCUUCAAAUUAUUAUCAAGAAAGAGCUGAAUGAAUAUUCUGAAAAAGAACAAGAAGAACCAUUGAUUGAACUUGGUCCUGGAGAUUCAUGUUUGCUCACGAAUGAAAAUGUUGCCUUGUUUGGAAAGUCGCUUGAAAUUGUUUUCAAAACGAAAGAAUUAAUGGAUCAAGCCUCUCGAGAAACGACAAAUGCCAUUGAUUCCUUCUUGGAAUUUGUCGUUUUCGAUAUGAUUGUUCAUUCCAAUUCUUCUCAUUAA
Messenger RNA from Naegleria lovaniensis, 429 nucleotides. RefSeq lists its product as uncharacterized. The transcript has a single exon. The record is from RefSeq and is a predicted model, not a curated record. The coding region runs from base 1 to 429 and encodes 142 amino acids. NCBI's taxonomy places the organism in Eukaryota, Heterolobosea, Eutetramitea, Acrasida, Naegleriidae.